Messenger RNA from Mytilus californianus (California mussel), 3834 nucleotides. Its product is annotated as sodium- and chloride-dependent glycine transporter 2-like. Gene Ontology annotation, cellular component: membrane. Gene Ontology annotation, biological process: sodium ion transmembrane transport. Lineage: Eukaryota; Metazoa; Mollusca; Bivalvia; Mytilida; Mytilidae. Gene Ontology annotation, molecular function: L-amino acid transmembrane transporter activity. The coding region runs from base 162 to 2084 and encodes 640 amino acids. The record is from RefSeq and is a predicted model, not a curated record. The transcript has 15 exons.
GAUUCACUAUUAUUUACACAUGCUAGUCAUGAUUUAAGGAAUACCUGUAUUUCAAUUAUUUCAUUCUGUACCUGAAACUUGCUGAAAGCAGUCACACAUAUAAUUGAUUUUUGGAGAUACAAUUCUAUUGAACGAGAUAAACUUCGUAACACUGUCGAAUCAUGUCGAUAGACACAAAAGACAGCUACAACAUAAAUGGCUUAAAAGAACAGAAUGGAGAUGUUGAUGUAAAAGUUGAUGAAGAUACUGAAGAUAGAGGACAAUGGGGCUCCAAAUGGGAGUUCAUUCUGUCUUGUAUUGGACUUUCUGUAGGAUUGGGAAAUGUAUGGCGUUUCCCUUACCUGGCCUAUGAAAACGGAGGAGCUGCCUUCCUGAUUGCUUAUUUGGUCCUACAGUUCCUGAUAGGAAAACCAAUGUACUUCAUGGAGUUAGUUAUGGGUCAGUAUUCUGGUUUAGGACCAACAGGUGUUUGGAGGAUGAACCCAAGUGCUAAAGGUAUUGGUAUAUCUAUGGCUCUAAUAUCCUUAGUAGUCGCAAUCUACUAUAACGUGAUCAUGGCCUAUACACUGAUCUAUUUCUUCUCCUCCAUGCAGAAAACUUUACCAUGGACUGUUUGUGAAGAUGCAUGGUUACCAUUAGGAUGUGUGGAGCAGUCGACACAGAAAUUAGACUAUUGUUCUAUGAACAUCACACAAUUAUUGAGUGAUAACAUGCCCUGUAGAUGUUAUUUGAACGAGACAGAUACUUUAUUGUCCAGCCAGGGAUUUAACUGUUCCAAUGUAACAUACCAAGGAGAUACUCCAGUACCUGUAGCACAGCUGUAUUUUGAUAAAACAGUAAUAAACAAGGCUGAUGAUUUCUACCCAGAUACAGGAAAUCCACAAUGGAAGCUUGCACUCUGUCUGCUAUUAUCAUGGAUUGUUGUUGUUCUCUGUUUAGUAAGGGGAAUUAAGUCAUCAGGAAAAGUAGUAUAUUUCACUGCCACUUUCCCGUACGUUAUAUUGUUGAUUUUGUUGAUAAGAGGAGCCACACUAGAUGGAGCUAUUGAUGGAGUAAAAUAUUUUUUGAUACCAGAAUGGUCCAAACUAGCAGAUCUUAAGGUAUGGGUUGCUGCAGCAGGACAGAUGUUUUUCUCUCUCAGUGUAUCGUUUGGUGGAAUUAUAAUGUUCGGAAGUUACAACAAAUUUAGUAACAAUGUAUAUGGUGAUGCCUUGUUAAUUGCUGUGAUGGAUCUAGUUACCAGUAUAAUAGCAGGUUUUGUCAUCUUUACAACAUUUGGAGGAUUAGCUAAGAAAACAGGACUUCAAGUCUCAGAAGUUGCCAGGGGAGGUUAUGGAUUAGCCUUUGUAGCCUACCCUGAGGCAUUGUCUAACCUACCUCUACCUCAGUUAUGGUCAGUUUUGUUUUUCUUCAUGUUGUUUACACUUGGACUUGACAGUGAGUUUGCUUUAUUGGAGACAGUUUUGACAUGUGUACAGGAUGAGUUCCCAAAACUAAGAAAAUAUAAAAGUCACAUGUGUAUUGGUUUGGGAGUGAUAUGUUUCUUUAUGGCUUUACCAUGUGUUACACCAACAGGAGAUUAUAUAGUAGGAUUGAUGGACAGUUAUGGCGCUGAUUUCUCUGUAUUAUGUGUAGCUACUUGUGAAUGUGUAGCCGUACUAUGGGUUUAUGGAGUGACAAGAUUUAUACAUGAUAUUGAAUUUAUGUUGGGUAAAACACCAAGGCCAACAACAUAUUGGUUGUUUUGUUGGGUGUUAGCUUCACCACUACUUAUUGGGGGUCUGUUUUGUUACCGUCUUAUUGAGUAUGUACCACCUAAAGUAAAAGAUGGAGUAUUUUACCCAGAAUUUGCUCAGAUUAUUGGAUGGAUAGUGACUGCCAUAGUGUUGUGUCCUAUACCUUUGUAUUUUGUUUAUAAAUUCAUCAUAACUCCUGGCAAAGUCACCGAUAGACUUAAAACAUUAACUACACCAACUGCUGAUUGGGGACCCAAUACCAAGACAAAAUUAAUCAAUGCUGACUCACAGUUAACAGACAUUGGAAAAGCAGCCUAUGCUUAUGACAACCCUGCUUCACGAUUAUAAAUAAAACUAUAGCAACAUUAGAUUUAAUGACAAAGAUAUCAUAUAUAAGUAAUUGUUCUUCUUUGAAGUAUAUUUCAAAAUGAAUUUAUCAGACUUAGUUUCAGGGUACUAGAAUAACACAGAAAUGCAGAGCUAUUUUUAACUUUUACUCAGAGGAGAAUUUUGUGAAUGAAACCCAUCACAGAUAUAUUGUAAAUAUGUCUAAUCUACUUCGACUUUUUUCAGUAUUUUAAAUAGAUUCCAACAUAAUUUUAGUGCUGAAUGUACAUAUUUUUAUAUUUUUUACUUUUUAAAUACAAGAUUUAUAGAAUGCUUUACAAGUGAAUUUAAAAUUAUAAGUUCAAAAAAUUACAUUUCUUUUAUUCUAUAUGACAUUAUUUUUUAUCUUAAAACCUUCAUUUUUUAAAAGUGAUGAAUUGAAAUUUUUUAUGAUUUUUAAUUUGUUUUUGGUAUAAGAUGAACAUACCUGAUAAAAUAAGAAAUGAUUAGUCAGAAGUGAUAUGAAGUUAAAUAUCAAAAGACAUACCUUCUGAAAGCAGAUUCCAUUAUAAAGUAAAAUAACAAUUUUGCUAGUAUUUCAAAUGUUGCAUACAAAAGAUAUAUUUCAAAUGUUGCAUACAAAAGAUACAUUUCAAAUGUCGCAUACAAAAGAUACAUUUUAUAUGUCGCAUACAAAAAAUACCUCAUUUGUGUUAUAAGAACCAAUUUAUAUCUUUGUGAUGUUAAUUGUAAUUAAGAUUUUGUCUUCUUUUGAAUGAACUAUGUUUUCAAUGUUAAAUUUACAUAUCAUAUACUUUAGUUGCACAUAUAAGUUAGUCAAGAUUGACCUUAAUUGAGAAAUUUAUGAUAUACAAAAGUCCUAGAUUUAAAUUUUGAAGGCAACAAACAAAAUUUUCUUUUUGAUUUAUUAUAAUAAGUUAAAUUUGGAUUUAUGUAAACAGGUCCCUUGGGUUUAAUUUUUGUUCUUUUGAGUGAAUUAUCCAAAAAGUAUAUUUUUUACAACAAAAAAAAAAGAAUUUACACAACAAGGGUUAUGAGUACUUAAUAAUUAUGUCUGCAUGAGUUUGAUAUAAAGAUGUUCACACUUUCAUGACAUUCCUUUAAUUUAUGACCUUUUUAUAUGUAUAUAAUUUCCUUUCUACAAUUUUAUAGUUGUUAAACACAUCAAACCAGAUUUUUUUUACAAGUUAUAUAUAUAUAUACAUUUGUACAUAUCAUGUAUAUCAUAUCAUAAUGAGGAACGAACUAUGUUUUACUGAUUAAUACAUUGUAGGUCUGUAUCUGUCUAGUAUUAUUAUAUAGAUUGGGCAAGGAUCUGUGUGGUCAUUUUCUUGUAUCCGUGUUUCCAAAUAUUACAUGAACUAUUUAAAGUUGUUUGGAUCAAGACUAAAAUUCAUAUUAACCUAAAUAUUUAAUUCAUAAUUGCUUGGAAUGACUUACAAUUCAGUGGUGUUGCAAAAUCAAAUUUUACUGAAAAGAUAUCUUUCCAUAGUAAUUACAUUGAAAAUGUGACAAGAAAUUUUAACAGAUGUAACAAAUCAGAAUUUGAGUGAUAUAAAAGUGAUUAUAUUUUAUUCUCGAGAUAGAAAUUGUUGUAUUUUUAAACAAAAAUAUUUUUAAGAAAAUUUCAGUAUUUUUAUAAUCAUUGACAUGUGAUUUGUUGAUGAAAUUUUAUUGUUAUUGAUAUUGUUGAAAUCCAUGAAUCGAUUGUUUGUACAGUUCUCAUUCAAAAUAAAUAGAUACAAACAUU